Tricharina praecox is the source of this 3132-nucleotide messenger RNA. RefSeq lists its product as uncharacterized. NCBI's taxonomy places the organism in Eukaryota, Fungi, Ascomycota, Pezizomycetes, Pezizales, Pyronemataceae. Gene Ontology annotation, biological process: small GTPase-mediated signal transduction; cytoskeleton organization. The transcript is spliced from 8 exons. Gene Ontology annotation, molecular function: GTPase activator activity. The record is from RefSeq and is a predicted model, not a curated record. The coding region runs from base 339 to 2951 and encodes 870 amino acids. Gene Ontology annotation, cellular component: plasma membrane; cell division site; cytoplasm.
CCCCCCAGUGCCAUCCCCCAGACAACCCUUUUCCCAUUCAAAAAAGAAACAACACAACUGAGCGCACACCCUUCCCUGACGCCUGCUUACCACCUUUUUUUUCCACCUCCUGCGUCUUACAUACUCUGCUAUACAACUCCGCUUCUGUCACGUAUAACGAACAGACACGCCCAUCACCCCCUCCCACCCAUCAACCUCCCCCCCAAGACAUCUACUACCGGCACUCAUCAACGAACGAUCCGAUACAUACAACCCCCUCACCACCCGGAAUAAUAACCUCGCUAUCAACCACUCCCGCAACAUCACCACCUCCAGUCUUCUCGUCUACCUAGUGCGCCAUGCCCGGAUUCGCAGACUCGUUCUGGUCGGGCGACUACGCCGGUGGCCUCGGCGUGUUGUUCAGCAAACUUCAGCAGGGUGUCAUCGAGAACCAGCAGGUGCUGAUGGUGGCACGGCUACGCGCCGAUGCGGAGGAGCUGUACGGCACCAAACUUUGCGCGAUACCGGCCGCUACCGACAAGAACGGCGGGUUCGGGAGAGACGAUGGCGCUACUGCUCGGCAGGCGUUUGAAGGGUUGAGAAAUGAGAUGGAUGAAGCGGGAAAAGCCCAUCGCAAAGUUGCCGACAGCAUCCGCAGCCUCGUGAUUCAGCCAUUUGCUCGGUGGUGCGAAGACCACGCGGACCGAGUUAACAACUCGCAUGACGAACUACGUGACCUUAUCCGGGCAUACGAUAAGCAGCACGAGCAGGUCAAGAAGCUGCGGUCGAGCUACUUCAACAAGUGUCGCCAGGUUGAGGACAUGGAGGAGGAGACAAAGUUCAUUGCCGUGCCGGCCCCGGUCGCGACGGAUGCGCCCGCGUCCGCUGGAACUCCGACCACCGCCAAGAUCACACCCAUCAUCAAGGUUGCAUCCGAUCUCGAGAAGGACGACGAGGAUCUGGAUCCCCUGGAGAUCGGCGACGAGUUCGUGCAACCCAGUAUAGUCAAGAAGAAGCUGGAGGAUAUGUUGAAUGAGAUCCCGCUGGGCGAGGUCAAGGUUGCCAUCUUGGGGACAUACCCAAAUAUAGCCACCGGAGAUGUCCUAGUGAACUGGAUCAUGAAGAACUGGACCGCCACGUCCAUCUCUUACGCGGAACGCGUCGGGCAAGACUUGGUCGGUCACGGCUUCUUGCGGCUGGUGGGAGCUGUGGGGAAUACUUUCUCCAAUAGCCCCAAGAUGAACUACCAGUUCCGACCGAAGGCGUUCCAGUGGGCCAUGGUCAGCCCGAAGCCGGUGAACAAGUCGCUCGCCAGGACACCGACGAUCCACAUGAACGGCGAAGUCAGCAACGAUGCUUCCAGCCCAACCAUGGCGUAUGUUGGUGACUAUCUCGGGAGUCUUCUGAGCAAUCAGCACCCGGGAGAGACACCCAACGAUAGAUUGAGGAGGGAAGCAAAGGAGGCCGACGCGAGGUACAAGGCGGGUAUCCGGGCUCUAGAUCUCACGAGAUGUCAACUGGAGGAGGCGAUGAUCGAACACCUCAAGUUUAUGGAGAAGUGCGAGUUGGACCGGGUAAAGGCCAUCAAAUCAGUCAUCCUAGACUUCUCUGGAGCCGUGUCCAAUGUGAUUCCUACUCUGCAGAAGACGUUGACACAGAUCGAGACGCACCAAGAGUCGAUCCUGCCUGCGACCGACCUGCGGUACUUGAUUGAGAACUACCGGACUGGGUCAUUUGUACCGAAGGUCAUCCCCUACGAGAGCUAUUACAAUUCUCCAGAUGAGCAAACCUUCGGUGUGGAUCUGGAAGCUAGGGCGAGGGCGGACCGGAAGCGAGUACCUAUCGUCAUCACCAGCAUCUUGACUUAUCUGGAUCACCACUACCCCGAUCUCGAGGGCGACGAGGCUAGGCGUGGUAUUUGGUUGGUCGAUGUCCCGCUAGCUGCUACCCAUCACCUCCGAAACUCCAUCAAUGACGGAAAAGCCCCUACGAAGGAAACUCUGGCCAACUACGAGAUCCCUAUCGUUGCUAGCGUCUUGAAGCUUUACCUCCUGGAACUUCCUGAUUCGAUCGUGUCUUCGCAAAAGUACGAAAUCAUCAAGACAGUCUACACCACGCACGGCGGCGAAGGCAAGGAGGCGGACCGUCUUACUGUCAUCCAGAGCACUCUCGGUUCGUUGCCGCUUACCAACAUUGCCACACUGGAUGCCAUCACCACGCACUUUACCCGACUGAUCGAGCUCACCUCGGCCGACGAGGCCUUCGUCCAGGCUCUGGCGCAGUCUCUCGCCAGUGUUAUCCUCCGUCCCCGUGUCGAGUCCUCGCUCACGCAGAACGAGCGCCACACCUACCGCCUCGUACGCGACCUGUUUGCAUACAAGGACCAGAUCUUCGGCGCACUCAAGAAAGCUUCCUCCGCCGGAGCCCGCCCGCGCGCCGUUUCCACGGACGAGAGCCACCGUCGUGCGCACGUCGAGGCACGCAACCGCGCAGUGAUCGGUGCUGCUAAGAGCAGAUCGUCGAGUCCGGCACCGCCUGCCCGGCACGGACGGGGCACAUCCUCGGACGUUACCCGCUUCCCCAUCAACACCUCGCCCACCAGCAGUAGUCCCCGGAGCUCGCGCGGAUACAAGCAGCGCGAUAGCCUAGAGGUCCCCGGCGCCGAACCCACCACUCCGCUCGAAAACGAGACGGUCCACUCACCGCCUCCACGCGAGGACGGUGCACUGGACUCCGGCGCCAAUUCGCCACCGACAUCGGCGGUGGUGCAGGAGGUGGCGGCCCAGGGAGGUCUGGAGAAGAAGAAUAGUCUGAGCAGGAGCGGCCACGCAGCUAGCAGUCGCUUCCCGCGGAGGGGCGCCAAUCUGACGCGCGGUGGGAAGCGGGAUUCGCUCGUGAGUAAUGCGGAUGGUGAGAACCAUGAGGAACCGUCCAGGGGUGUCGAAUUGGUAGACCCGCCGAUGGAUUACUAGUGACAACAAUUGCACGGUUGGGGUGGUGGGGGAAAUUGCACUGGAUGCGCGGGGUUGGUUUGGUUGGAAUGAUACCUGCUGGCUUUUACUGGAGUUCGUGUGUUUUUUUCCGUGGCUUCUCAUUUUUUCGGUUGGUUGGUUGGUCGAUUGGUUGGUCUGGACGACGUCGCACGUGCGCGGG